Cuculus canorus (common cuckoo) is the source of this 1124-nucleotide messenger RNA. RefSeq names its product erythroferrone. Bases 113 to 904 code for a protein of 263 amino acids. Gene Ontology annotation, biological process: positive regulation of insulin receptor signaling pathway; negative regulation of gluconeogenesis; positive regulation of D-glucose import across plasma membrane. The record is from RefSeq and is a predicted model, not a curated record. NCBI's taxonomy places the organism in Eukaryota, Metazoa, Chordata, Aves, Cuculiformes, Cuculidae. The transcript has 5 exons. Gene Ontology annotation, molecular function: hormone activity.
GGUGUCCCGGCGGUUCCUCUCAGGUUGGGGGUUCCCCGCUCCCGCCCUGUGACGGGGCGGUGCCGCUGCUGUGGCGGCCCCGAGGCGGUGGCGGUGGCGGCGGCGUCGCGGGAUGUUGGGGCUGCUGUUGGGGCUGGCGCUGCUGCUCGCCGCGGGCCCGCCCGGGGUGCCGGGAGCCCUGGAGCCCCGGCAGGCGUGGCUGCUGCUGGCCGGGACCCCGGGGAAAGCCCCGGGGCUGGAGGAGCCGCCGAGGGAGGCGCGGGGCCCGCUGCGAGGAGCGUCGAAGGAGAGGGUGAAGCUGUGCGGGAAGGCCGGGGAAGGGCGCGAGGAAGAGGAGGAAAGCCGUGAAGGCAACAGACGGGCUCGGGGCCAGCGUCGUGUGGAAGCAGCCUUCCACUGCCAGACACGGGGGAGCGUCUCCGUGCAGCAGAGAGCACGGCAGGAGCUGCGGCACUACUACAUUCCAGAGACAAAGGGGAUGUUUCACCGUGGCCUGGGGCUGAACCUGACCAGCAGGCGGUACACGGCCCCUGUUGCGGGGUUCUACACUUUCAGGGCCACGCUGCGCAUCGGUGAGCCCUCGGGCAAACCAGCAACCCCCCCUGGGGCAGCUCUUGCCCUCCCCUCUGUCCCAGUGCGCAGAGAGCGGCGGAGGAAGGGGCAGCUCUGCCAGGGGAAGGGUCUGCGGGUGCUGAUCUGCGUCCAGUCCCGCUGCCAGCAGAACAGCAGUUUGGAGACCGUGUCCCAGCUGGAGAGCGGUGGUGACCUUUUCACUGUCUCUGUCACCGGAGUCCUUUACCUGCAGGCCGGGCAGUAUGCCUCUGUUUUUGUGGACAACGCUGCAGACUCUCCCCUCACUGUUCAAAGCGGCUCUGAUUUCAGCGCCGUUCUCCUGGGGGUGUGAAGAGGCACUGGGUACCACGCGGGGAACUGACCCUGUGCCAGACGUGGCUGCGCCCUGCCCUCUGCCAGCCAGCGUCACCCCUCCCUGCUCCGCACCAAGGCAAGACCUUUCCGUGCCACGGGAGCUGCAGGCUGGUCCGAUACUGCUUGUGCCGCAGAACCAUCUGAAGCUGGACAAAAGAUUGCAGAGGGAAGGCUAAUAAUAACAAUAAAAAAAGAAG